This is a messenger RNA of Brassica rapa (field mustard), 2704 nucleotides long. RefSeq names its product protein DETOXIFICATION 28. Gene Ontology annotation, biological process: xenobiotic detoxification by transmembrane export across the plasma membrane. Gene Ontology annotation, molecular function: xenobiotic transmembrane transporter activity; antiporter activity. Gene Ontology annotation, cellular component: membrane. The record is from RefSeq and is a predicted model, not a curated record. NCBI's taxonomy places the organism in Eukaryota, Viridiplantae, Streptophyta, Magnoliopsida, Brassicales, Brassicaceae.
CAAUUUGGAAAGAAAAGCAACAAUAUUUGCUUCCUUACAUUGCAUCAGAUUUAUUUGGUCUCACGAAGACUUGGUUGCUCAUUGUCCCGGUAUCAUGACCUCACUGCCUUUGUUGCAGAGUGUCUAGCCCUUUUGGGCAUUUCUCAGCUGGUUUGCAAGUCAGACUGCCAUGAACUCAAUCGCCUCCUUUCAGAGAGUUGGUCUUCUGAUGUUCAUUGGAUCUUAUUAGCUAUUCGAUCCCUUAUCUUAUCUUUUGAGGAUUCACAUGUAUGUGUUGUGUUUUCUUGUGUUUGUAAUAUGGCAAGUUGUGCCUUUCUACUUUGUAUUUCCUCCGUUGAUGGAGGUUGAGACUUUAAGUUAAUGGAAUUGUUGUUUGAUCAAAAAAAAAAACUACGUAACAAGCUGGGGUGUUACGUUCUUUCACCAAAACAAAAUUUUAUCCCUUACCAACCUAAUUGUGACAUCUCAUUUACUGUGGCUAAUUGAUUGUUUGGUGGUUGUUUUGUCGUACAUGUGUCCCAAGCUCCCCUUUAAAGCUUCCCCGCUGGUUUCCGAAACCAUGACAUCAAGCAGUGUGGGCGUGGAUGGCCUAUAAACAAUGAGGCUGAAUUGUUAAGCAAAACCACUGAUAUAGAAUAAUACAAUGUAGAAACAAUAGAUCAUUAAAGGAAAAAAAAUAUAAGAUAUAUUCUAUUCUGAGGUAUAAUAAAAGUUUAAUUAAGAUGUGACUAAUGUUUUCAUAUUUUGAUAUACAAUUUUUUUUUUCAAAAUCAAGAACUUCAGGAAAAAAAUAAAUAAAUUUAAAACAUUUUUCAAAAUUAAGAAUUUUAGGAAAUAGUAUUUUUUAUAAUUAAAAAAAAAACGCCACUAGCAUUUUGUGGUGAAAAAUACCACAUGAAUUUGUUCCACAUAUGGUAUAAAUUUUAUUAUUUUUGCUUUAGUCACGUGCGGAUAUAUAUGUAUUUUAUAUAUUUUUGGUUGAAUGGUGACAGGAUUGGUUGAAAUGAAUAAUGCACUUGAACAGUACGUCUCAUCAGUCUCUUCAUCCACACCCUCUAUCUCAAAUCAGAAGAUCCGGCAAUGGAAGAGAGAGCCGACGAAGCACAAGGUCCUCUAGAGAAGGCGAUGGCUCCUCUGUUAGGGGAUGACAAUGUGGCGGAAGAGAAAGACAUAAAAACAAAGAGAAAGAUAUGGAUGGAGACGAAGAAGCUAUGGCGUAUUGUUGGACCAGCCAUAUUCACUAGGGUCUCCACCUAUUCGAUCUUCAUCAUCACUCAGGCCUUCGCCGGCCACCUCGGCGAGCUUGAGCUAGCCGCCAUAUCCAUCGUCAACAACGUCAUCGUUGGCUUCAACUAUGGCCUCCUCCUUGGAAUGGCCACGGCGUUGGAAACGUUGUGCGGUCAAGCGUAUGGAGCGAAGAAGUAUGACAAGUUGGGAGUGUAUUUGCAGCGAUCUUGGAUUGUUCUCUUCUUGUGCUCCAUCUUGCUACUCCCUGUGUACUUCUUCACGUCUCCGAUUCUUAAGUUCGUCGGCCAGCCUGAUGACAUCGCCGAGCUCUCUGGUACCGUAGCCGUUUGGGCCAUUCCUGCCCAUUUCUCAUUUGCAUUCUUUUUUCCUAUCAACAGAUUCCUCCAAUCCCAGCUCAAGAAUAUGGUGAUUGCAAUCUCCUCAGGAUUGGCAUUUGUGGUACACAUAUUUGUGUGUUGGCUUUUUGUGUAUGUUCUUAAACUUGGAGUCAUAGGGACCAUCGCUACUGCUAAUGUGUCAUGGUGGCUCAAUGUCUUCAUCUUAUUUACAUACACCACUUGUGGCGGUUGUCCGCUCACUUGGACCGGUUUCUCCGUCGAAGCUUUCACUAGACUAUGGGAGUUCACUAAGCUCUCUGCAUCCUCUGGAAUCAUGCUUUGCUUGGAGAAUUGGUAUUAUAGGAUUUUAAUUGUGAUGACAGGAAAUCUCCAGGACGCAAAAAUUGCUGUCGACUCUAUGUCUAUAUGCAUGUUGAUAAAUGGUCUGGAGACGAUGAUUCCACUUGCUUUUUUCGCGGGGACCAGUGUACGAGUAGCGAAUGAAUUAGGAGCAGGAAACGGGGGAAAAGCAAGGUUUGCAAUGAUCAUAUCAGUGAUACAAUCGUUAAUCAUCGGAAUAAUCCUAUCUGUGCUCGUAGUCUUUCUUCAUAAUCAAAUCGGUUGGAUCUUCUCUUCAAGCGAAGCUGUUAUAAAAGCAGUGAAUAACCUUUCUAUUCUUUUAGCGUUUACGAUUCUUCUCAACAGCGUCUAUCCCGUUCUUUCCGGUGCUGCGGUUGGUUCGGGUUGGCAGUCAGUAGUGGCAUACAUUAAUCUAGGAUGCUACUAUUUCAUUGGACUUCCACUUGGAUUUGUCAUGGGUUGGGUUUUCAACACCGGUGUCAAGGGUAUUUGGGCUGGUAUGAUAUUCGGAGGAACCGCUAUUCAGACGUUUAUAUUGAUUUUUAUUACUAUGAGAUGUGACUGGGAGAAUGAGGCACAAAAAGCAAGCAUGCGCGUUAAAAAUUGGCAGGUCUCUGAUGCAAGAAAAUGAAAGUGAAAUCUUAAAUGUUCCAUAAUAUUGUCUCUGGAGCAUAUGUUUUGAAAUAAGUGACUAAGCCCAAUACAUAUUGUAUCAUGUCAAUCACAUAAACAAAUGAUCGAAGGCCACAGCUGGAGCAAUGACCGAUUUGUUUUCUUUA